AUGAGCUUUGAAGCGGUGCCGUGUAUGUUCAAGAGUCGGGAUGAGCAGGAUCGGGAAACGCCGCGCUAUGGCUUUCUCAUACGACCAGCCGGCUCUACUAGUACCGCGACCAGUACGACGAGUACUACUAAAGUAUUACCUAAAAAGGUUGGUUUUUGGAUUUUUUUUGAUUUUUGUUAAGUUUAGGGUUAAUUUUUCAUUUUUGAAGCAUAAGUGGGCUUAAAAUUGAAAAGUGGGGACAUGUUAUACGAUGAAACAUGCUCAAGAUUAAAACAUCUUUGAUCGUAUAACUUGGCUCUUUUUUAAAAAAUGUUUUAAAAACUAAUGUUCUUUACAUAAUAAAUGUCAUAGUAUGUUUAAAAAUGACAUUUUUUUUAAAUUUUUAAUUGAAAAACUUUAAAAUUUAAAUUUUCCCAAUUCCAGCCUCUGGUCCAACCUCAAAUUGUACCAGUCCCAUUGCCAGCCACUGCCAUUCCAUCCACGAUGAAGUUGACUUCAGUCGGGCCGGUGCCAGCAUCCGCCGUUCAGCCGAUGCCAAUUCUCAACUCACCUCCGAAGACGUUGCAACUGAAGCCGGCUUUCAAAGCACUGGUACCGUCUGGUGCCAAUAAGCAGCUUUUGGCUGUGAGUGGGUCAAUACCCUUGGGUUCGGCGAUUCAAAUGACUUCGAAAAGUGUUGUCAUGAGCAGUAGUGUUGCAAUGCCUAAGGGGAAGAAGGCUGCGAAGAGUGGGACACAGGUUGGUUAUUUUUUCGAAAUUUUGUUGAAAUUUUUGCGUUCGAAAAAUUUUAAAUUUGGUUUUUACGGGUUUUUUGGCAUUUUUGAGCUUAUGUUUAUGUCAAAAAGAGAUUUUCAAGUUUUCUAAAAUUUUUGAAAAUUUUGAUUUUGUCAUUUUUUAAAGGGGGGGGGGAGCUUUGUAUCUUAGUGUCAUAAGAUUAGUAACUAUAUCUAAUAGUAAUUAUAUUUUGGUCAAAAACAAACGUUUGAAUUACGUAUAAUACUAUUAAAAUAUUCUUUCAUAUUAUUUGACUGUACGGUGCAAGGUCAAAAGUUGUUUUCAAAUUUUCAUUGAAAAAACAAAUUGAAAUUUUAACUUUUUUAAGUGUAACUAGAAUAUAGAGACUUGAUUUUAAUAUUAAAUGUUGUUUGGAAUCUUAAAAAUCAGGUUAAAGAAUGGCACGGGGAAGGUUAAUUUUUUGGAUUGCACGGUGCAAGACUAAAAUAAAAAAAAAAUUUUAAGAAAAAUGAGGGGAAAAUGGGGAAUUUUAUAAGGUUUCGGGAUUUAAAGGGUCAUUUUUGUGAUAUAAAAUGGUAUUUCUAAAUUUAAAAAAUUUAUUAACUGCACGGUGCAAGCGAAAAAGUUAGGCUGCACGGUGCAAAAAAAAUUUAUUUUAUUGCACUGUGCAAAAAAUAAUGUUUAAUUUCUGUAUGUAAAAUACAAUAAAAUAUUUUAGAAUUAAAAUUUAGACAUUUUUUUCAAAAUCUCGUUUUUAGGCUAUUUUUUCUAUAUUUUAGGCUUAUUUAUUUACCUUUAUUAGGCUAUUUUUGAUUAACGUCAAAGCAAAGAUAACAAGGAAAUGAAAAAGUUGCUUUUGUUUCACUUCAAAGUACUCUUUUAUCACUUUUUCUUUACUUUCCGAGCCACUUUUCUUUAAAACAUUUUUUUAUAAACAAGUAUUGAUAAGGCUACGUCAAUAUUCUCUUACCUAAUUGCAUUAUAAUUGAAAUGAAAGUGUAAAAAACAGAGUUGUAAUUAAUUUUCUUGCUAAAACUAAUAAUUUUCAUGUACUUUUAAGUUUAGAAAUAAGGUUUGAAGGGGUAAAAUGUUUAAUUUUAGAGGUUUUUAGGCAUGAAUUUCUUAUUUUUUGGCGAUUUUUAGAAGUUUUAAGGUUAUUUUUUGGUUUAAAACAGUGUUUUUUAAUGUAAUGUUAUCAUCAAAGUAUUAUAUAUUAUAUACGUGAUAGUAUAGGUAUAUCUUGUAGUUUUUAAGGUUUAUAAUUAUAUUAUAGUAGGUAAAAGUAUAAGAAUACCGUUGUUUUAUGUCAAACAUGGUUAAGAUAUGUAAUGUUUUUAAAAAUGUGUACUUUGUGUAACUUCCCUUGGCCAUGAGGAAGUUGUUUUUUAUGUCUUGGUGACGUAUCUUCAUGCCACUUUAGCUAAAACAACUUGUUUUUGCUUUUGUUUUUUUUGAAAAAAAAAUUAAAAUUUUGAAUGUUUUGGUCAAAAAAUAUAUGGAAAAAUAAAAGGUUAUGUUAAAUGUAAGAUUAAAAUUCUUUUCUGUAUACUUUUGGACCUUAGUUUUGGUUUUUAGUAUUAUUUUUUACGGUUUAAAUUUUUUUGCACUGUGCAGUCUGUUGUUUCGACUGCACUGUGCAGUCACUUUUAUUUAUUUUGCACUUUGCGGUCUUUUUGUUUGUUUGCACUGUGCAGUCGCUUUUUGAAUGCACCAUGCAGUCUCUUUUUUUGCUGCACUAUGCAGUGUUUUCUUUUGAUUGCACUGUGCACUCUUUUUCUUGGCUGCACAGUGCGGUUUAUUGUUGGUUGCACUGUGCAGGCUAUUUUAUUCGUUGCGGGCGAACUGUUUCACGAAAACAAUCUGAAAUUUGUUAUUUUGGCGUCAAAAUUAAUAUGAAAUGAGCUUUGGAAUGACUUUUUUGAAAUAAUUUCGUAUUCCGACCUAAUAUGAUGUCAUUUGUGUUUGGCCGUGUUUUAUUAUUAUUGGCCAUGUUUAGUUCUUCAGUGAGGCGUAACGCAAUUAAUUGUAUUUUUAGCCUAUGAAAAAAAAUUUGAAAUCUGGAAAAAAGUUGUUGCACCGUGCAGAUUUUUUAUGAUUGCACAGUGCAAGCGUAAAAAAGUCACAAAUCUGAAAAUGAUUUUUUGAAAAAUUUAAGCAAUUUGUUGUACUUUUAUCAUUAAAAAAUUUUUUUGAUUUUACAUUUUUUAUGACUGCAUUGUGCAAAUCAAAAACCAUUGCACGGUGCAAAGCAAAGUUUUAAAAACUGCCUUUUCUAACCACUUGGAAAAUCCGGCUAUAAUAGAUUAAGUAGUAGUUUAAAAGUACGUACAACAAAAUAAUCUUGAUAUUGAGAAAAACGGCACGUAAUAAUCCAAUUUCACUUUACAACGUAAUUUGUUGACAAUACUUAGUUUCCAGUUAUUAAUUUUAGGAUUAGACAUUGUAAAAAGUAACAUAUUAACGUAGGAGCACAGAAAAGUACAGUUUUAUAUUCUUGUGGAUUGUAACUUUAAUUUUAUUGCGCUGUGCAAGGCUUUUUCGACUGCACUGUGCAGUCAUUUUUAAAAUUUAAGUUUUCAAUUUUUGUAAAUUUUGGAUUGGUGUAAGUCAUAGUCAUUAAAUUUGCCACAUUUUGUGAAUUACUACUUUUAACUUUGGCACAGCGAAAACGCUUAUUAGACUGCACUGUGCAGUCUUUGAUAUUUUUGCACGGUGCAAUGAAACAAGGCGAAAACUGAUGUUUGUUGGCUACAAUUUUGAGAAAUAUAAAUUAUUCUUGAAAACCCAUUGUUUAUGGCACUAAUUGUUAUAUUUCAAAAGUUGUUUUACAUAAAUAGCAUGUUUACAUUGAUUCCAUUAAUAGAAUAGUCAAUUUAAACAGUAAACAGACUACAUGGUAAUUAUACUCAAUUACCGGGUAAUUAUGGAUAUUAAAUUAGUGUUGAAACGGGUUCAAAAGUACUAAAGAUAGUAUUAGUGAGCUUGAGAAAGUAUUGUUAGGGUUAUUUUUGUAGGUUUUGGGGUUAGAAUUAGCAAAAAAUUGAAAUUUUUAGUUAAAAUGUGGUAGAUAACGGUAUUUUAGGUAUAAUUUUUUUUGGGAGCUUUUUUUUUACGCAAAUUUUAGCAAUAGAACGCAGUAUGUUUCUACCAAUUUGUGUGGCUUUGCUAUGUUUAGUCAAAAAGUUAUGGAACUUUAUGCAAGAUAUGCUUUUCUCAAAUUUUGUUGUUUUUUCUAAAAUUUGUUAUAAAAAUAUUUCGACCGGUUGAUUUUAAAAAAUUGUUGGCUUUAUACAUUUACCAUUAUCUAUUCUCUAAAUUUUUGUCAAAAACUUGUACUUUUAAACAUGUAAACAUUAGGAAACAAGCUCCGACUGUUGUCUAACCAAAUUCGUAUAGUUUUAAAGCGAUUAAAGGUAUUUUUAGCCGGUUUCGCGGCUAUUUUUGGACCCAAGUCCGUAAAAGCAUGUAAAGCCACAAGUGACAAAUAGACUUUUUUCUUACUCGUUUAGUAUGGGCACGUAAACAUAAAAAGCUGCUAUUUAUGGGUAUUAUACUAGGAUUUGGUGCUAUAAUUAGGUCAAAUGAGAGUAAUGGGGGUUGAAAGUGUGGAUGGGGGUUUGGAAAUGUUUAUAACAUGUAUAAAGUGUCUAUAAUAUGUACGAAAUGGGUUUAUAUAGAAGUAAAAGUAGGAAAUCUCGAAGGAAUCGAGAUCAAAAAAUUAAGUUUUGAAUGUCCCGCCAAAUUGGCUUUGUGUUUCAAACUUAUAACUUUGCCAUUUUUUGACUUUUGAUUAUUUUUCUUUUAUAUACUAGUAGAAAACCUUUAAGUAAACUUAUAUUUUUAAAUUUCUAAGCGUAGCUUGAAUGGAAAGUCGAAAAAAGUGCUUGAAACACAAUGCCAAAUUGGCGGGAAAUCAAAAUAAUUAAAACUUAAAAUUCAAAAGCGCGAGCUAAAAUUUUUUAUGGGUACUAUUGGUGGUACAAGGAAUUCAUAUAAAAAUUUUGAGCUGAUUUUGAGUGGGGCAGGGGUACUUUUCCUCCCAGUUCGUAUACAACAUAGGAGACUAGAGUUUCAUGGUAUAUAAGGAUCUUUGUGUGAAACUCGAAAUUUUUGUUUACUUUCAAGCCUCAGAAACGUAUUUUUAGUUUCAAUCGUCUUGUUUUUCCACCAAAUUUCGUAAAUAAACAAGCGAUUUCGAUACAACUCGACUUUAUAUUACACUAGACAUGUGUUUCUCUAUCUUUCAUAACUGCCAUUUCUUUUCUAAUCCCCCCUUAUUUUUGUUUGUACACCCAGUUGAAGUGUUUAUUGUUUUUAUUUGUUUUAUUAUCAGUUUGGCGGACUGAUAAUGCUGAUUCGAGUUGUUCUAUUGUUUCCCAACGGCCUGAGGCAUUUAAAACGACUUUUUCGCUAUUUAAUUUUGGUUUUGUUACUAAUUUGGAAAGAAAAUUGUAGGAAUUAGCGUGCAAAAGGGUUUUAACAUAAAGAAAUGAGUAGAGUAUAGUAAAUUGAAUGUUGUAGUAGAUGUAUGGUUUAUAUAUGUAUGAUAUUGUAGUAGGGAAUUUGAUGUCAGUUGGCAUGUUUUUACUCUGUAAAAUACAUUUUUAAUGUUUUAGAAUGUGUAAAAUAGCAUUUGUUAUUGUUUUUACAUUGUUUUACAUCAAAAACAGCACUUGGAACAGAAUGCCAAAAAUGGCGGGAAAAUAAAAAUUUAAAUUUUUUGAAGAAUUUUAUAUAUGAAAUUGUAAAAAAUAUCUUUAAUUGUUAUUUUAUUGUCUUUAUAUAUGAUUCUUUUAUUUUUGGACCGGUUUAGGGUUUUAAAACGGAAUGCCAAUAAACCCGCGAAAAAUUUCAUUUGAAUUUGUUUCUAUUUUUUGCCUAAAAGUAAUCCAAAAUUGUAAAAGUUUUAAAAGAAUUUAUUUAUUCAAUAAUAAUGACAUAUUUUAUAGAAAUGCGCCAUUUCUGAACCAUCGACGAGUAGCGAGCAGCCUGCGCCCACAACGAGUACGUCGUGUCGAAUGAGCGACCUGCAAGAAGACCUAAACUCGAUCGAAAUGAACCAACUCAUGCCCACGAAUGGCGGCAUCAACACUGAAGAGUAUUUGGGCGGACAAGUGCCCAUCAGCCAACAACCCUACUACGGUAACGGCUACGAUGGGUACUACUGUAACCAGACGGCUGGCACGUCGCAGAGUAGGUUUCUAAAAUUUAAAAAUGGUAGUAAAAUUGAGUUUAAGUACGUUUUAAAAUUGAUUUUUUGCAUGCUUUUUACUAUUUGUAACUAUCAUAAUGACGCAUUUUUUGAAAAAUAUGUCACGAUGACACAUUUUUGGAAUUUUAUAAAAACUGUCAAAAAUGACAUUUAAAGUCAUUUCACGUUGUAUUUAUGCCAUUUUUAGUGCAACCCCACUCAUCAACGUCGAUGAAUCCCCAACAUCAAAUACCGUACACUUACGAAUGUAACGUCUACCCCUCCACCUCCUACCAAAACACACAAUACUACAGUCAAUGGCAAGGCCCGGUACAUCAACCUGUUCAUCAACAUCAACGUGUACAUCAAAUUCAACAACAGGUGUCGACGUCACCGGACUCCGGGAUUCAGUCCAUCGACGGCUCUCCACCCGCUAUGGCAUUCACCCCGCCGCUGAGUUCGGACGCAUUCACCGCACAUGCCAUGCCUUUUGACCCGGCAGAACCCACGCCAGCGUUGCAGCCUCCAUCGGCUUCAUCGGCGGCGUCGUUCAAGGCUUCCACCGUUCCGUGCCAAAGCGAGGAAGCCGACCUCUCGGACAUGCCAACCCUGAUUCGAGCUGAUGUGGAGGCAUCUCCAGAAUCCGACGAAGGGCCGAAAGCAGGACUGUCCACUGAGUCUGAUGCACCGAAUUUGGAUUCAAGUCCGGUUUCGAACCGCUCACGAUCGGUUUCGGUCCGGCCCAGCUCCGCCAUGAAUGAGGACGUGUUCCAGUUCUUGGCCACAAUGGGACCAAACGAGAUUAUCAACAAGCUGAAAGAUCACUGGGAUCCGGAAAAGGUCGGUUUUACUUUUAUUUUUGGGUUUUGGGGGUGGAUUUUAUUUUGGAGGACAAGUUAUACGAUGAAACAUGUUUCGUCGUAUCAUGUUUUAUCGUAUAAUUUGUCGCUUUAGGGACAUAAGGUAUGAAAAUGACGUUGUGGGUUUUUAGAGAUAAUAUAAUAAUAGUAAAAACGUUAGAUUUUGAUUUUUUUUAAAAAGGAGACAAUUUAUACGAUGAAUUAUGUUUGGUCGUAUAACUUGUCGUAUAAGAAUUGAAAUUGACAAUUGAGCAUUGAAAAUUGAGAUUAAGGUUGACAAAGGUAUACUUCUACUAGUUAUGAGUGUAAAUUUUAUAUAUUUUUUACUUUAGUGACAAGUUAUACGGCGAAACAUGUUACGACGAAACAUGUUUCAUCGUAUAAAUUGUCUCCUGAAAACUAAAAUUGAAAUUUGAGAAUUGAAAAUCGAAAAUCGAAACUAAGGUGGUAAGACUAACACUUUUACUAUUUACAAGUUUAAAUUUUCAAGUUUAGUGAAUUUAUACGCUGAAACAUGUUUCGCCGUAUCAUGUUUCAUCGUAUAACCUGUCACUAAAUUAUAAAAUUAAAAGUUUGAACACAUAUAUAGUACAAGGGUACCACUUACAACCUUAGUGUCAAUUUUGAAUGCUCAACUAUUAAUUAUGGUCAAUUAACGACAUGUUAUACGACCAAACAUAUUUUAUCGUAUAACUUGUCCCUUUCUGACUAUAGUCUAUCCACAUCUCAUAAAGUCAUUACAAAAAGGCUGGUCAAGGUUUUUGGCUAGCAGUCGACGCGAUCGCAACAACAAUGUGAUUCAUUUAUUGCCUAAAAACUGCCAUUCGUCUUCACCCCUUCCUCACGUGACAGCGGAACGUUGGCUGCGUUAUAAAUGGAGCGUUGGCUCUCUGUUCCCUCACGUUUUUCUUGCCAUAUGUAAUGCGUUUUUUAUUGUUUGCGACACGAGAGUGUUUAUACGGAAGUUUAAUCACGUAGGUGGUCAUGGAUAACAUAAUAUUGUUAGUUAUUGUUGGUAUUAGAGGAAGAUUGGGAGGUAGACACAAAAGUCUUGGCGUUUUUGAACGGGAAGAACAGUGUGUAUUGAUGACAAAAGUUUUGGGAGUAUUGGCUAGACUUAAUGACAUUCGGUGAAGGUCAAAAGAUGCUAGAGUAAUAUAGGUAUAAGCUAUUAAAGUAUUUUUUUUUAAAUUUUUCGAAAAUUUGGCAUUUUAAAAAGUUUUUCGAACAAAAUUUGCGAUUUUUUAAAACUUUUUUAUAAAUUGUCGUAUUUUACAUAGAGAAAACGACCGGUAACGUUUUGUAACAGAACUUUUGGCGCACCCUGUAAACGUUUUUCCCUAAAAAUGCUAAUAGAUCUACAUGUUUACUCUACGUUUCUCUGCAUGUUGACAAAGCAAUGCCCAUAAUAGAUGCGCGGUUUCGAAAGAACAUCACGGCACCUCUCGUCUGAUGUUAUCCACCCCUUUCUCUCUGUCUUUUCGCCCCGCUCUGCCCACUAUUUUGGUUUUUUUUAUUCUGGGCGGUGUUCGAAUGAAAGCGAGUUGCCAAAUGUAAUUGUACUAUUAUGUACGCGGUGUAAAGUUAAUUACUGCGCUUUGUUUGUCAAUGUCAUGCGAUUAUAGGGGUGGGGAGGCCUAUUAAUAGGCUUCACCUUAAAUUAUAAGUCGAGGUUUUGAAAAAUUAUUUUGAGGUUUAAAAAAUGAGGGUUAUGUCGAAGAAUGGCAUUUUGCACAAUUAAAAAAAAGUUUAUUCACUUUUGACUCGGACAUGUUUCAUCGUAUAACUUGUCACACAAGGUCAAUUUUAAUGUUUAAAUGAGUUAAAAUGUGAAAAGAAGGGUGACAUUAGGUUAAAAUAAGAGAAAGAAUGGCAGUUUAUCCAAUUUUCCAAAAAAAGUUUAUUUUACUUUUGACUUGGGCAUGUUUCGUCGUAUAACUUUUCACUCAUUGACUGAUUUUAAUAAUUUUCGUCUUAUGAAAAAAAGAGACGUUUUUAACUUAAAAUAUUUGAAUUUCGCGUAUUUUACAAUGGAAGUAAGAACUUUUUUUUGGUGCCAACUUAUACUAUGAAACAUGUUUGGGUAUAUCAUAACAUAAGAUGAUCCUACUGGUAACACUUAGCUGUAAAUACUAAAAAACACUUUAAAAAUACUGAGCUAUGUCAUUUUACAUUUAAAUGUAUUUAAAUGUAUAAAAGAUUACUUAUGUAUCACUCCUAAUAGUCACAACACAUAAUAUACCAUGGUAUGUCGUUCGUAUGUGCCGUGAAUAAUCCGAAAUACCAUCCUCGAACAAUACCCUCAAAUCCUCUUCGCCAAGUCGGCAGUCAAUUACUUUAGAGGGCACAAACAGAAUGUUUUCAUCAGCGGAUAUGAGGAUGUUUGCCUAAUAGCCUCGAGGUUUUUCAAGAUUAGCCAGGUUUUUACGUCUUAUUUAUAUCAAAAAGUAAUGUCAAUAGGCUCGGAAUUUAGUUUGUCAUCAUAAAAUGCCAUAUUUUGUUCACAAAUUGGCAAAAUUUUGAAAAAAGACACAUGUUACACGAUGAAACAUGUUUGAUGAAACAUGUUUUUUUUGUAUAACUUGUCACUUUUUUUGAAAAUUUAAGCAAGUUUUUACUAUAGUAUGGAAAAGUUAGAGCUGAAGUACUGUUUUUAAAUUUCAAGCGGUUUUGUACUUUCGGAGACAUCUUAUACGCUAAAACAUGUUUUGUUGUAUACAUGUUUAAUCGUAUAACAUGUCGCUUUUUGAAUUUUUUAGGAUGUUUAAUUGAGAAUGGUAAAACUAGUCGUCAUAAGGCAUUAUGUUUAAAUUUACAUCAAUUUUAUUAGCAGGAGACAAGUUAUACGAUGAAAGAUGUGUUGUCAUAUACAUGUUUCAUCGUAUAACAUGUCACUUUUCAAGCUUUUAUUAGUAUUUCUAGUUGAGAAUGGUAAAACUAGUAUGAUAAGGCAUUAUUUUUUGAAUUUACAUUUAUUGUGUCAUCAGGAGACCUGUUAUGCGAUGAAACAUGUUUUGUUAUAUACAUGUUUCCUCGUAUAACAUGUCAUCUUUGCAAAUUAUAGCUUCUUUUUUGACGUUUCUAGGAACAGGAAAGGAAUAAGAUGUAGAAUAACUAAGAGUAUGUAAUCAUAACUUUUCAAACACUACAAUCUGUCAUCUCACACUACAAUAACAUACUUAAUGCCUACAAUUACCUCUGUGUUAUAUCAGUGUUAUAGCCGUAUGUUUGUCAUUCAUUGGGCCGUUAGUACGUCUACAUACCGGCUUGUUUACUGUAUAAAAAGCGUUCGUUUCGGCCUGUUUCUAUGGAAAUUCGAAACCCAAUUCCCAUGAAUCUUCCAUUGCCAGCGGGCCGAAAGGCGUGGCCACUGACUUUAAUCUUGUAAUUACAGUCCGACAAUUGUUACAACCGACUCCGCAAAAGGUUGUUUGCACUUGACGAACAAGGGAUGAGAGGGUUUGUUGUCUCGAGUUCGAGCGACGCCGGGAUCAAGAGGUAUUUAGGAUAUUACACUGGAAUGAUAGGAAGAUUUUAAUGUUUCUAAUAGUGUUACUGAUAGGACAGGUGUUGAUGAAGCCGGAAUUGGACAGGAAAUGAAGCAGAAGAUUCUUAAAAGUGUUUUCGAUUAAGCGGUUAUCCUGGAAUUACACUGGGAAGAGCAGUAGAAGCUAAAAAUUAUAUAACACUAGACCUAUCUGAAUCAGUGAGGGAAAGCUUGAUGUAGCUGAGAGUAAAACAAGUUUAAGUAUAUGAAUGGCAUUUGGUUUGAACAAGGAGACUUUGAGGAUUCUAAAAAUAGAUGAUCUACCUGCAUAGACGUAUUGAGCUUAACAUUAGAACGAAAAGUUAUAUUACACUAGACCUACUUGAAGCGGGGAAGGAAAAUCUUGAUGUAGCUGAGAGUAAAACUAGUUUAAAUAUGUGAAUAGCAUACCGUAUGAAAAAGCAGACUCUGAGGAUUGUAAAAAUACAUAUUUGAAUAUAAAAAACUGGUUGGGCUUAGCAUUAGGAUUAAAAACUAUAUUGCACUAGGCCUAUAUCACCUGUUGGGGGAAAAUUCAUCAUAACCUUUGAACUUGACAAUAUAGAACUUGCAAAUCAGUGAUAGAUGAUACAGAAAAGACAGUAUAUUAUAAAAAUAAUAAUUUUUGUUUAAGAUUUUAUGAAAAUUUAAGUACUUGACCUUUUAAGCCCAUCCACCUGCGCAGCAGAAAGAAAAUUAAUGUAUUGACAAAACUAAUUGACACAAAAAGUAAAAAGAUGAAUUUAGAAACGUUUUCAGUUUUAAAAUUUUUAUUUUGUUUUAAAUUUCACGAUUUUUCGAAAAAGAAAUGGCAGAACCGUUUUUUCCGGGUUUUUCGCCAAAGGCCAAGAAAUACAUUUUUACUGUCCGAAAAGCCAGAUUUUACCUUAAGCCUUUUAACUGUAAAUUUGUAAUUUAAUUUUCUACAAAUUUCCAAAAAAAGCAAUUUAGUUAAUUGCAAUGCGUUUCUUCCGAUCUGGCAACUUAAGCAAGGGUGCAGUUGAUACGUGCGGGUUCGAAUCCGGUCGGGUGCAGAGGGGGUUUUUGCCAUUUUUUAUGACUUUGGAUUCAGAAUUUUGUGGAAUAAUUGGAUAGGAUGGAAAGAUAUUGAGUUUCUGAAGUUAUAUUUUUUUAAAUUUUGAGAAAGUAUAUGUAAAGGAAGUUUCUGCGGAGCGUUGAAGUUGAAGUCCCUUUGAAGUUCGGCGUUUUUUGGGGGAAAACGGUGAUUUUUUAUGAAAAUGAAGAUGUAAAGAAAGUUUUCGCAUUCCAUAUCUUUGUUGAUAGAAAGAUAUUGUCUUUUCACGUUAAAUUUUUUGUAAACAAAGUUUUUGCAGCCUAUUAAAAGCACUUUACAACCGUUUUUCGACCAUUUUCCCAUCUUUUUUGCACAAAACUUGUGACUUUUGCGACGUUUUUCAACCCAAAAACAUAAAAAAUACCGUCGCACGUAGUCAAACGUCACCUUGCACAUGUUUUCGGUCGAAAAAAGAAGCCGCGAAUUAGUUCUCUGGCCAUGUGAGUGGUGUACAUUCAUUUACUCGAAAGUCCUACUCUAACAUAAUAUCGAAGUAAACAGGUUAUUAAUGCCGAUUGUCGGCUAAUUAGACCAGAUUUGGGUGGGAAUUAACUUAAUGUCACGUUAUGGGUAUUAGGGUUUCAUAUUGUUAGGUUUGAUGCUAUAUUAGGGUGAGGUUUGUGGAGGGAGGGGUGAUUUUUGGAGAAAAGGGUAGUAGUAAGGGUAAUAUUUUAGGUAAUAGAGCUUUGUCUUGGGUAUAUUUGAGCCGGAAAUUUCAUUUUAAAUACUAUUUUCAAAUUUUUUUAUUUAAUUUAAAAUUUUUUAAAUUUCAGAUCCAAGAAUUCGAAAAGUCCUUUAUGAAAAUCACAAAGCCCGAAGAUCGGCCGCUGAGCACGAUAAAAGACGCAACCAACUCGUCACAAUGCCACCACGACCCCCUCCCCGUGAAACCGCUUCUGUCCCUCCACGAUGGCUACAAGGAGAACAACGAAAACGCGAUGGAACUCCCGACAAAUCGACGAAACCUCAAGGAAUAUCGCCGGAAUCUGAUCCAGAAACUGAACCAACGCAUGAAACGCAUGGUCGAAGAGGUGACGAUGCGCUUCAGCAAGUGUAAACUCAAGAUUCGACCGGAUUAUCGACUGGCACCAGCCUUUUGUGCUUUGAAUUGGCGAAAAAUCGAGGAAAAUGCGAAGAAAUCGAGGAGAAAACUGCGAAACAGCGAAAAGUCGACGGUUCAGAAGACGAAAAAGUUUGAAGAACUUCAGAAGCGAAGGCAUACCUACUCGGAAAGCAGCAAAUCCGCCUUCAAAAGCCUGAAACGAAAGGAAGAUCAAGAAAAAAUGAAGAAAAUCGCAAAGAAAUCGACCGAAAACACCAAAAAAUCGACUGAAAGUGCGAAGAAAUUUGCCGAAAAUGCGAAAAAAUCCAGCGAAACACCCAAAAGGUCAAGCGAAACGGACAAAAAGUCUUCAGAAUCCACGAAAAAACACAACGAUUCAACCAAAAAGCCGGUCGAAAUUGUGAAGAAAGAAGAACGUCGUGGUAGAAAGCGAAAACACCCACUACCGGAUUCAGAAUCCGCAAAAAAAUCAGCCUCAAAGCCGGCCAAGACCAUGGAUAAUAUGCUGGAUGUGGUUCCGAUGGUUCGAAAACGCAAAAGAUCAAAGAAUAUGAAGGAUGAGUAUAUUAAAAUCAGAUCAAGUAGGUUUUUAGCUAUAGGUUUGGAGGUAUUGGGAAAUUUUCGGGGUUGGGUCUGAUUUGUUUUGGCAGUUUUUGGGCGGUGAGGUCGGGUAAGGGGAAGAAAUAUUAAAAUGCGGGAAUUUUUGAUAAUGAAUGUUAGAAAUAUUUUUUGAUCUGAUAGUAGGCUUGUAUUUGCCAAGGUUUAAAAUUAUAACGGCCUUUCAAAAGUUCUCGGAUUUUUUGCACGGUGCAAUUUUUAAAAAGUAUCGAAAAACUGCACUGUGGAGCACCUUUUAGGCUUUUUAAUGCCAUUUUGAAGACUAUGAUCAAAUGUUUUUUAAAUAUGAAAGAAAAAAUUUUAAAAAUACUAACUUUUGCAUUCCAGAUGUCCUCCUAGACCAGCCACCCCGCCUACCCGAGCCAGAAGCGUGCGAAUGUGAGCCAGAAGAAGCGUGUCUAACCAAAAACUGUCCUCAUCGUGCCAAGAACACGGAAUGCACCCAAUCAACGUGUAGCAUCCACUACGAAUGCCGAAAUCGUCGUAUGUUGAGCAACGAAGCCGUCCACCAGCUUCAGAUGUUCGACACCAAAGACCGCGGUCGAGGCAUUAAAACCACCGUAGAUAUACAAGCCGGACAAUUCGUAUGUGAGUACGUUGGCGAGGUAAUGAAGCUAGAGUCCUAUCAGCUAAGGCACAUGAUGAGGUCAGUGGAACAACCUCGAUUCGGAGUCCAAUUAACUCCAAAUUAUGUUGUGGACGCCACCAACAAGGGUAAUAUCGCCAGAUUCAUGAACCAUUCCUGCAAACCCAACUGUGAAAUGCAACGAUGGCAAGUCGGAAAUCAAUACCGCCUUGGUAUCUUCGCCAAACAUCACAUCCCAGAAGGUCAGGAACUCACAUACGACUACAAAUACCACGCCCGAAUGGAACCGGCUCAGGAAUGCAAAUGUAAUGAGCCACGAUGUGCUUCAACAAUACCUUCACAAGCACCACCAAGACCAGUGCUGGAGCCGGAAAAGCUGACGAAACAAGAGAAGAUCAGUGUCAAGGAGAAUCGACUGUUUUUAUUGAGAAAUUUGAGGAAAUCGACCAAGAAAUCAAUUAAUUUGAAGCUGAAUCUGGACAAAAUUUUUGAGAGAUUAGAGGAGAAUGUUAAGAACGGCCAGAACGUUGAAAAACCGGAACAAAGUCUGGAUGAAGUUCUGAAAAAUUCGACCAAAAUCGACAAAAACAACGAAAAAACGGCCAAAAAUGCAGGAAAAUCAACCAAAAACGAAGAGAAAUCUCCUCAAGAUCAGAUGCCAGAAGAAGAAACCCCCUACGAUCUGAUCGAAUUCCUGACCACAUUAUACGACGACCUUAUCCAACACGCAGACAAGGUGAAGAAGACCAAACUAGCCCAGCUAAAGUCCCAAAUCCUCAAGGUUUUCCGCCUCAAAACCUCGGAAAUCCAACUACUCCAGGCCUUUGACAAUACCAUCAAGUUCUGGAUGAAUUCGCUUCAAACUUCCUGUGAAAAGCGACAAAUCGAAUCCCUCAGGUCACAUUACACCCACAUCAAGAAGAACAAGGAUGUGCUUAAGUUUAUGCAAGACCAGAAGGCCCUUAAUACCAAAGAAGCCGUCAAAAGCUUCACCGAGGACCGAAAACGCACCAGUUUGAAUGGUACCACCGCGAAACGCACCGAUACAAGAGUACUAUCGGCCGAUGCGGAUCUAACAUACAUGGAUAAGGACCUAGAACCAGUGGGAUCGUACAACAAUGAUAAUAUGGUGUGUAUCGAGGAGAACACGGACAGCAGCGAUUGUGUUAGAUGUGUGUGUGGUAUGUUCGAAGACGAUGGAAAGAUGGUCGAAUGCGACACGUGCAAGUUCUGGCUUCACGCUGAUUGUGUCAAGUAGGUUUUUAUUUUGAUGUUGGAAAGCUGGCUUGAUAAGGUUUUGAAGAUUUGCUCUGAAAUUAUUGAAAAAUCGAAGAAGAAAACGCGAUAUUUUUAUAGGUGGUUUGAGGAGAAUUUAAAUUUUUCGAAUUUAAGAGGUCAAACGGCAAAUCUUUUUAUAAUAAAAAUAUAAAACAGAUAUCCCGCUACAUUUCUAUAACGAUCUCUUACUGUUUUACUUUCAAAAUUGUAAUUUAUCGGCUGAAAAUUUCAGUCAAUAUUUAUGAACCGCAUCGCCAAUAUUGACUUAUCAUAUUUUCGGAGAAAAAAGAAAUAAUCUUUCCUUUUCCAGAUACGACAGUAAAUCCGACGACUACGAAUGCGAUUUCUGUCUGAAAAGCAUCAAAUCCCCUCCAAAAGCUGAUAUUGUGCUGAAUCCACAACCAGACGAGACUCUACCUAACUGCACCUACUAUCGCACCUUGGUAACCUCUCGUGGACUUCAAGUUCGCAUCAAUGAAGCCGUGUACGUUGAAAAGACAAUCAACGAAGACUACAAGGUCAUUCUGAAGCAGUUGCUGGAUCAAACACCAAAGAAAAAGGCCAAAAAGGGUGAUGUUAAGGAGGGAAAGAAGAGUGAGGUGAAGGAUAACAAGAAGAUUAAGAAGGAGAAACAGGAAUGGAAAAGAAGCGACUUGAGAUGCUUCAGAAUAGAACGUUUGUUCACAGGACCGAACGGCGAAAGAUUUGUGUUUGGAUGUUAUUACGCACGACCGCAUGAAACGUUCUGCGACUCGAACCGCUUGUUUCACAAGAAAGAGGUAAGUGUUUGUUGUUAUUUCUUUGAUGUUUAGGUACCUUAUUACAAAAAGAAGGUUGUGGAGAUUAGGAAUAGUUUUUAAAGGUUACUGGAGGUUAGGGACUUGCUUUUCUUUAGAAAAUUGAAACAUUAUAUUAUACUAAACUAUAGUUAUGAAAAUUGAUGUUUUUGACUAAAAUGUCGGCAUUUGAGACGAUUUUUUAUGAAUAAGAGAGAGCAUUCUGAGGGAGCUAACAAGUACAAAUUUACUUGGUGUCUUAUUUAUUUUUGGGUCAAAACAUUUAAAAAUAGGGGAAGACGAUGUUACACUAGGUGGCUAAGGAAAAUCACUGUUUUUGCUGCUAGAUUUAGUUUGAAAAUGGAAUAAUUGCUUAAAGAAGAUAGGAAAGGAUUUGAUUAAGUUUUACUAAUAACGAUUUACGAAUCAAAACGUUACAUUUUAUAUCAUUUUAGCUGUUCUGGACUCCUCUCUUCAACACCUUACCCUUGGACGCCGUAGUCGGUCGCUGUUUGGUACUAGAGCCAAAUUCAUGGUGCGAAGGUCGACCCAAAGAACCAUUUUACAAAGAGGACGAUGUAUAUGUGUGUGAGUAUCAGAUCGACAAGUCUCAGCGGACAUUCACCAAAAUGCCAGCCAACACCCAUUACACUCCGAACAAGGAGAGCUACGUCUUCAACAAGUUCACAGAACCAUUAAAAAUCAAGCGAGACUUUACUCCGUUUGUAUUGACAAUGGGCGAAAAGAAACCGGACCGACAUGAGACUCGGGACAAGUGUGUCAGCUCGGCCAAGGAAUUGGUAGGUUGUGUUUGAUGUUGUAGUAGGGAAAUUUGAUGUAGCUUAUAGGAAGGUGAGUUUAUCUAGGUGAAUUUUGGUUUAUUUUGACGGGAAAAGAUUUUAGAAUGUUUUCUAUUGGGUUUCAAUGGUAUAAGAAGAUUGGAAAUGGCAAAGAUUUAAUGGUUUUUGAUGUUAUAGUAGGUAAAAGUAGACAGUUUAAGAAAGUUGAUGUAACAGAAGAAAACCAUGGCCGAUUCUAUUAAUUUUAGAUUUAUUUUAAGCUAAAAAGACUGGAAAAUGCUUAUUAUAUUUUUUUAAGUAUGCAACUAUAUUAGAAAUGGCAAAAUUUUCAAGUUUUAGAUAUUGUAGUAGGCAAAAAUGGGUAAAGUUGAAGAAAACUAGAGUUUUUGAAAAUAUUAAUUCUUAACAUCUAUAAAGUCUUACUUAUUUUGUUGUUUUAGAACAUGGAGAACCUGAAGGCAGUCAUAGCGAACAUUGAAAAGCAUCAGCUUUCCCACAAACCACGAUCGAAAUAA
Messenger RNA from Bursaphelenchus okinawaensis, 17023 nucleotides. The record is from the annotation of a GenBank genome assembly. Lineage: Eukaryota; Metazoa; Nematoda; Chromadorea; Rhabditida; Aphelenchoididae.